Arachis stenosperma is the source of this 998-nucleotide messenger RNA. Its product is annotated as bidirectional sugar transporter N3-like. Bases 175 to 837 code for a protein of 220 amino acids. Gene Ontology annotation, molecular function: sugar transmembrane transporter activity. Gene Ontology annotation, cellular component: membrane. The transcript has 6 exons. The record is from RefSeq and is a predicted model, not a curated record. Gene Ontology annotation, biological process: carbohydrate transport. Lineage: Eukaryota; Viridiplantae; Streptophyta; Magnoliopsida; Fabales; Fabaceae.
CUAUUGGACAUGAUAAUAUGAAUAAUCAUCCAUCCUCACCAACUUCAGUGGCUACAUUUGCAUGAGAUUAAGAUUUCUCUAAGCAAGUAGAAAGUAGAAACCCUCUCCUUGUGCUUAUUAUAAUUAAUUAAUUUGCUCAACAAACCUAAAGAGAGAGAGAAUUGAAGAAGUUUCAUGGCUGUUCCAAUAGACCACCCUCGUGCAGCAUUUAUUUUUGGGAUACUAGGCAACGUGAUUUCCUUCUUCGCGUUUUUAUCACCCUUGAAAACAUUUAAGCGAAUAUGGAAAAGGAAAUCGACGGAAGGCUUCCAAUCAUUGCCUUACGUUGUUGCAUUAUUCAGCUGCAUUGUAUGGUUAUACUAUGCCACACUCAAAACCAACGUUUUUCUUCUCGUUACCAUUAACUCAUUUGGAUGUGCCAUAGAGAUUAUUUAUAUUUUAAUCUACAUGAUCUAUGCAGACAAGCGUGCCAGGUAUUUUUGCAUAGCACAAUUUGUGGCUAUGAAUGUGAUGUGCUUGCCUACGAUCAUUCUGGGGACGUAUUUUAAGCUACAUGGUUUGGUUCGCGUCAAAGUUGUUGGACUCAUAUGUGUAAUAAUUUCAACGUGUGUCUUUGUAGCACCCCUAAGCAUUUUGGUAAAGGUUAUACGUACAAAGAGCGUAGAGUUUAUGCCCAUCCUUUUGUCAAGCAUUCUCACAGUUAGUGCCAUAAUGUGGUUUUGUUACGGUAUUUUUCUCAAGGACAUAUGGAUUACCAUACCAAACGUGGUGGGUUUUACGUUGGGGUUAAUACAGAUGGUGGUAUAUUUAAUUUAUAGGGGACGUGGGGAACGUUAAUGUCUUUCUAUAGCCCCUUGGCACCAACUAAUGAACUACUAUUUAGUAUUUACAUUUAGAUUCCGGUUUGCUUUGUAAUAAGUGCCAAACAUUAGAACAGAAAGGGUUUACAACCUAUUUAUGCUAACUAUUACACAUUAUUCAAAGAUUUGUCUAUACAA